AUGCAGGGAUAUUCAGACUCGGCUACAGAAGAAGAUGUCUUCUCCCAAAUGGAGGAACCAGGGGAGAGCAGACUGGCCAAGCACAUCCAAGAUUUAAUGUUUGGACCCAAAGGACGGCGCAAAUUCCCCAAACAUGAAUACAAACCCACAGGCUGUAUAGAUUACGAGAUUCUAGGGGACGCUGUCAGCUCGGCUCACAAACCUCCUCCCUGGCUGACGGACCAGGUGAAACCAGCAGGAGGUCCAUCGGAAAAGAAAGCCAAAGGAAGUGUAUUUCGAAGACCCAGACAAGUGGCGGAAGAGAAAGUCAAAGAACGUCGCGACAGAUACUCGGAGUACAACAGGAUCAUUACUAGCAACCCCUACAAGAAAAUCGCCUUCAAUAACAGCCAGAUGCUCCGGGACAUGAUCCCCCAAUGGUGCCAAGACAGACUGCGGACAGCCUGCAGGUCGGCUAGAUUUGAACUUCCCUUCGACAAGACUAUUCUGGAAAACAUCACCCCACUCCAGUUCCUAGCCAGGUACACCCGCUUGUACAGGGAACAAAGGAGACGGUACUCCCUCAUUUUUCAGAAACACAAGUCUAAGCUCAAUGACUAUAUCGAAUACCAGAACUUAUUCCCAGCCCUGAACACGAUGUUUGGCAUGUACCUCAGUAAAGAGAACUUUGACAUUCUCUGCACGGCUCUCUUCAUUGACCGCCAGACCUCCCUGGACGAGACCACGUUUGUGGGUGUGUGUACCUUCGCCGAUCGGUUGUUCUGGACCUCCUACCUGGAGCAUCUCGAAAGGGACACAUUUACGUUCCUAGGCCCCAACAGGUCUGUUCUGGAGUACGCCGACUUUGAAAACCUCAAGCGCAAAAUCGACGGACUUCAAUUGUCCAGAGAGAUGUACUACCUCCUAUACUCCUUAGCCUGA
Candidula unifasciata is the source of this 921-nucleotide messenger RNA. The record is from the annotation of a GenBank genome assembly. NCBI's taxonomy places the organism in Eukaryota, Metazoa, Mollusca, Gastropoda, Stylommatophora, Geomitridae.